UGCAGAUCAGCGUUCAGCAUGACGGGCCUGCCAGCGCUUAUCUUUCUCCUGUGGACCGUGGAAGGUGGGAUACCCUCCAGUUCUCAUUGGAAGCCCACCUGGCCUUCUUACAAGGUCCCAGUCGUCAUGCCGCAGUUGACUGUUAAUUUGGACAAACCGCAGUUCAAUGCAGAAGCCAAAUUAGAAGUGGUAUCCCCUUGUGGCCCACCUUGCCACAAGCGUUCCCCGUUACCUACCUAUGAGGAGGUGAAAGACUAUCUUUCUUAUGAAACGUUGUACUCCAAUGGUUCCCGUACUGAGACGGAAGUUGGCAUCUACAUCGUUACUAGUGGUAGUGGAGGGGCGCAGAGCAGAACUCGGACAAAGAGGCAAAUCUAUGGAUACGAUACGAGGUUUAGUAUUUUUGGCAAGGACUUCUUGCUCAACUACCCGUUUUCCACUUCCGUGAAGUUGUCCACCGGUUGCACUGGGACGUUGGUGGCUGAGAAGCAUGUCCUAACGGCCGCUCACUGCAUUCACGACGGCAAAAGUUAUGUCAAGGGAGCCAAAAAACUACGAGUGGGAUUUCUGAGGCCCAAGCUGAAAGACGGUAGCAAGGGAGCAAAUAUCAGCAGCUCCUCAGAGCCCGAGAGAAUGAAAUUCCAGUGGAUCCGUGUGAAGCGGACACACGUUCCCAAAGGAUGGAUAAAAGGGAACGCAAACGACAUUGGCAUGGAUUAUGACUAUGCCCUGUUGGAACUCAAGAAGCCCCACAAGAGAAAGUUCAUGAAAAUAGGCGUGAGUCCGUCAGCAAGACAGUUGCCUGGAGGAAGGAUUCAUUUCUCGGGCUACGACAACGAUCGGCCCGGAAAUCUGGUUUACCGUUUCUGCGACGUGAAAGACGAGACCUUCGACCUCUUGUAUCAGCAGUGUGACGCCCAGCCGGGAGCCAGCGGCUCCGGAGUUUAUGUGCGGAUGUGGAAGAGACAGAACCACAGAUGGGAACGUAAGAUCAUUGGGAUAUUUUCGGGACACCAGUGGGUGGACAACAACGGCUCCCCCCAGGAUUUCAACGUGGCCGUCCGCAUCACGCCCCUGAAAUACGCACAGAUUUGUUACUGGAUCAAAGGCAACUAUAUGGACUGUCGGGAUGGGUAAAGACAGUGGACUUCCCCAAAAAGGCCUUGAUUGCUUAUCUUCUCUAUAUUGCCAGU
This is a messenger RNA of Euleptes europaea (tarantolino), 1193 nucleotides long. RefSeq names its product serine protease 23 (gene PRSS23). Gene Ontology annotation, biological process: proteolysis. The record is from RefSeq and is a predicted model, not a curated record. The transcript has a single exon. Gene Ontology annotation, molecular function: serine-type endopeptidase activity. Bases 19 to 1137 code for a protein of 372 amino acids. Lineage: Eukaryota; Metazoa; Chordata; Lepidosauria; Squamata; Sphaerodactylidae.